AAUGUCCUUAUUUUGGAGCUCGCGCCGCCCGCCGCCCGCCGCCGCGCCCGAACGCAGCCAUCGAUUCCCCAUUUCUUUCCCGCCUCCUCACUCCCGCCUCUUCUACUCCCAAAAUCCCAAAACCCUAGCUCGCUAACGACCCCAGGCAGACGCGCCGUCCUCCCCUCCCCCAUGGCGCUCAAGCAGAAGGACACCGACGCCGCCGCCACCGCCACCGGUACCAAGAAGCGCCGCCGCGUCUUCUUCUCCGACACCGAUGCUGGUGUUGAGGCAAAUGAGUGUAUGAAAGUGUUUCUAGUAUGGAAUCCAGGCGAGGUGAGCUCUGUAGACUGCACUGCUAUUCAGCCAUUUGACCUAAACCAUUUUUUUGGUGAAGAUGGAAAAAUAUAUGGUUACAAAAAUCUUAAGAUAAAUGUGUGGAUAAGUGCGAAAUCUUUCCAUGGAUAUGCUGAUGUUUCAUUUGACGAAACAUCUGAUGGAGGGAAAGGAAUAACAGAUCUAAAGCCUGUUCUUCAGAACAUUUUUGGAGAAAACUUGGUAGAAAAAGAGGAAUUCCUGCAUACAUUUUCGAAGGAAUGUGAAUAUAUCAGAACUGCAGUGACAAAUGGUAGUGCCAUUAAGCAUGAUGGCUCAUAUGAAUCAGAUCCUGCAGUUGAGAUUGUUCGAGUUGAACUCCAAGGUGCUGCUGCAUUUCUUUAUUCUCGUCUGGUACCUCUUGUUCUUCUUCUGGUUGAAGGUUCCACGCCUAUAGAUAUUGGAGAACAUGGAUGGGAAAUGCUUCUGGUAGUAAAGAAGGCAACACAAGAGGCUGGUUCAAAAUUUGAACUGCUAGGUUUUGCAGCUGUGCAUAACUUCUAUCAUUAUCCUGAGAGUAUUCGCUUACGAAUCAGCCAGAUACUUGUGUUGCCACCUUAUCAGGGUGAAGGCCAUGGUCUUGGUCUUCUUGAAGCAAUCAAUUAUAUUGCACAGUCUGAGAACAUUUACGAUGUUACAAUAGAAAGCCCUUCUGAUUACCUGCAGUAUGUGCGAUCAUCCAUUGACUGCCUCCGUUUGCUCAUGUUUGAUCCGAUCAAACCUGCACUCGGUGCUAUUGUCUUGUCUCUGAAGGAGACCAACCUGUCAAAAAGGGCCCAAAGUUUGAGAAUGGUUCCACCAGCUGACCUGAUGGAGACUGUCCGUCAGAAGCUGAAGAUAAACAAGAAACAGUUCCUCCGGUGCUGGGAAAUUCUGAUCUUCCUAAGCCUCGACUCUCAGGAUCAUAAGAGCAUGGACAACUUCAGGGCCUGCAUAUAUGACCGCAUGAAGGGGGAGAUCCUUGGCAGUGCCUCUGGAACUAACAGGAAGCGUCUGUUGCAGAUGCCAACCAGUUUCAAUAAGGAGGCAUCUUUUGCUGUGUAUUGGACACAGGAGAUUGAGGAUGAGGAUGAACAAACUGUUGAGCAGCAGCCAGAGGAUCUCAAGACGCAGGAGCAACAGCUCAAUGAGCUCGUGGACAUCCAAAUCGAGGAGAUUGCUGGGGUCGCCAAGAACGUCACUUCACGUUGCAAGGAUAAGAUGACAGAGCUGGUGGUUCAAUGAAUCUGGGGCUAGUUGAUCGAGGUCGGGACUCGAUGUCAACGAGAGCAUGGUUGAACUCAUGGAGUUCGGAUAGAUUCAAGGAUGGAAAGCUCCAUGCUUGAUGGCGGCACAUUGAACCUCAAGGGCGCGCAGCAUGGCAGCCAGGCGCCAGGGCCUUUCGGUGCUUUUUCGUUCUUCAAAUCCAUAGGCUAUAUAAAACAUAAUACUCCCUCUAUUUAUAAAUAUAUGACACCGUUAAUUUUUUCAAAAAGAUUUGAUCACUCACCUUAAUUUUAAAAAAUAAUGAGCUAUCAUUUAUUUGAAUUUUAUAUUUUAAAUAAAUAUUUUGAAUAAAAUAAAGUUUUUGAAAAAAGUCAACGGUGUCAUAUAUUUGUUGGAGGUGUAUAUAGUCUAUUGUUGGAGGUUUAGAGGAGAUCGUCCUCCAUUGAUGGCGUUUGGUUCAGCAAACACGGUGGUAACGAUAACGUAAAGAAAAAACAACGCUAUUUGUUACAAUGUAAUGAUUAACCGAUUUUGUUUGGAUGGGUCAAGUAACGCAAUGAUGUUCCUUUACA
Molecule: messenger RNA, 2132 nt
Organism: Zea mays
Lineage: Eukaryota; Viridiplantae; Streptophyta; Magnoliopsida; Poales; Poaceae
Product: histone acetyltransferase 1
Exons: 11
Coding region: 172-1578 (468 amino acids)
Biological process (GO): subtelomeric heterochromatin formation
Cellular component (GO): nucleus
Molecular function (GO): histone acetyltransferase activity
Source: RefSeq, a predicted model, not a curated record